Molecule: messenger RNA, 531 nt
Organism: Camelus dromedarius (Arabian camel)
Lineage: Eukaryota; Metazoa; Chordata; Mammalia; Artiodactyla; Camelidae
Product: glutamic acid-rich protein
Exons: 3
Coding region: 28-531 (167 amino acids)
Source: RefSeq, a predicted model, not a curated record
GGCGCUGACUGGGGCAUCUCUCCUGUCAUGUCUGCCACAAAGAAGCGAAGCUUAGCCGCAGGUAGUCAGAACAGAGUCGGUAGUGGGAUGGGCCGAGGCCCUGACUCAGUCAGGGGAGGAUUGGGGACUGCAGAACGGCGUGCCAGGGGCGGCAGGAACGUAUCCCCUAGGGAUUUCCAAGCGGUAGUUCAAGCCGUUUGGGAGGAGGAGGAAGUGCUGGAGGGCGCCCAGCCGAUCGAGAACUACUUCUGGAAUGUGCAGCCGAUAGAAGAGGAGGAUGAGGUAGAAGAGGAGGAAGUUGAGAAUGAUGAGGAAAUGGAUGAAGAGGAGGUGGACGACGAAGAGGAUGAGAUGGACGAGGAAGAGGACGACUAUGAGAGAGAUGAGGAGAGUGAGGAAUAUGAGGAGGAGGAGGAAGACAGCGAUGAGGAAGAAGAUGCGGGAUAUGUGGACGAAGAGGAAGAGGAGGACGCUCCUCCUGAGGGCAGAGGACCAGAUACUGCUGCUGAUUUUAAAUUGGAGCUUCCCUAA